AUGUUUGGCUAUCACAUGACAACAGCUUCUGAUCGUGCUGUAGUGUUAACAACAAACGAGCGUGAUGCUCUUGCGAUCUAUGAAGCAACUGAUGGAGCUCUAGCGUUGUCACUCACGCAUGGGGAACGUAUGGAUGCAAAUGUGUUCCCAUAUUUAGAAGAAUUUGAGCAAAUUUUUCUAUGGUUCCCCUCUCGUCAUCUGGAAUGCGCGAAGGAAUGGGGAUAUGCGUUGAAUGGCUCCCGAUGUUAUCUCAUAAGGUUUUUGAGGAUGUGCACAUGGAUCGACCACUUGUACUGGAAAGCCGCCACAGUUUUCAGAAAUAUCGAAAGACCAAUCGAGCUGGUCCGCAACGGAAAGCAUAAUGAAGUAAAACACAUUCUCAGUCGAGAGGCGGUACGCCUUCGCGAAAGGGGUUUCCGUUCGAUGAAUGACGUCCGUGCAGAAGUGAAGGCAGACUUGAUAAACUCAAGUACUCGCCAACUAGGAUUUGCACAGGUAAAAUGA
Molecule: messenger RNA, 504 nt
Organism: Cooperia oncophora
Lineage: Eukaryota; Metazoa; Nematoda; Chromadorea; Rhabditida; Trichostrongylidae
Source: the annotation of a GenBank genome assembly